Penicillium vulpinum is the source of this 1179-nucleotide messenger RNA. RefSeq lists its product as uncharacterized. NCBI's taxonomy places the organism in Eukaryota, Fungi, Ascomycota, Eurotiomycetes, Eurotiales, Aspergillaceae. The transcript has a single exon. The coding region runs from base 1 to 1179 and encodes 392 amino acids. The record is from RefSeq and is a predicted model, not a curated record.
AUGGCUCAACGACGUGAAGGCAAAAGCAGUGAUGAAUCAGCAACCUCAGAAGCCCUGUCUAUUGCACAAAGCGCAAGAAUUUCUCAACGAUUUCUGGCAACAAAUCUUGGCCUUAUGGAAGACAUGGCAAUUCUAAAAAGAUCUCUGAGCUUGAAUACUGUCAUUUCCACCACCUCGUCCUUUAGCAUCCGUUUUCAAAAUGCGCGUUCUCAAACCCACCUGCAAAUGCUCAACCAAAUAGGAGCUGGAUUACAGGGGUCGGUCUUUGAACAGGUUGGCAAGCCCUUGGCUAUGAAAAAGGAAACACCUGGAAACGAAACACGGCGAUCUAACCUCUACCAUGAAUAUACUUUGCACUGUGAUGUUUGGGCUACGUCUCAAAAAUACCACUUCAUCAACAGCGAAGUCCACAUUCCUAAACCUGUCAAGUUUAUCUCCAGGGACGAGAACAGCGCGUUCUGGGAUGAAAUUCUACCAAAAACUCCCCAGGUGUACCGCGUGCGCGGGGACCUUGUCAUGAUGGAACGAAUUCUUCCGUUACCGAAAGUCGUAAGAAAAGCCUUGAUCUCUCAGUUCUGCGCUCCCGAACACAAUCUUGAUAGCACUGGAGUGGAAGCCCUUCUCAAACAGCAUGCGAACAAGCACUGCCUCGCACGAGUUUACCUCGGAAAAGCUAACGGUACCAUUCAUCGCAACACUCCGCUGAGAAACUUUCCUCUUUACCUUGAGCCGAUGGAGCAGAUUGGCAUCGAGACUCUCCCGCUUGCAAACGCAAUGGGCAAGUCUUACGCAACCUUGCACUGGGGCGCUGCCAUCAAUGGAGAUGAUGUGGAGUUUGUGCUUGGUACGUCGGCCACAGAGGCCCAGGGAGGAGACCAUGGGCCGGACUUUAAGCACCGAGCCGUUCAAAUGUACCUCUUGGAUUUCGGACAAUGCGAGGCGGUAGACUUGACCCAAGAUCCCGAUGUUGUUUAUCAAGCUUUCAAGGGAGCCAUGGUGACGGGCGAUAACCAGCGUUUUAUUCCACAUUACUCAAAAAGCCCGGCCCUGUUCAAGAUAUUCCGGCAAGGAUACAUUGAAGCAGGCAAUGUUAUUCUUUCAGACAAGCGACUGAGCAAUAAGUUCAAUCUGGAGGACUUUAUGCAGGAGUACGAGGAGUAUGCCGAGGACUUCCUGUGA